Molecule: messenger RNA, 666 nt
Organism: Lucilia sericata (common green bottle fly)
Lineage: Eukaryota; Metazoa; Arthropoda; Insecta; Diptera; Calliphoridae
Exons: 4
Coding region: 100-600 (166 amino acids)
Source: RefSeq, a predicted model, not a curated record
AUUUUCAAUUCAGUUGGCGGUUAACAUUCAGAAUUAAACAUACGUAGAUUAGAAAUAACGAACGUUUUAAAAAUCAUAAGAUUUCAAAACUUUAUAAUAAUGAAGUGGUGCUGUAGUCGUUAUACUACUGGAGUCGCAAUUGGCUCUAUAUAUAUUGUGGUCAUCGUAUUGUUUUUUAUUUCAACAUGUGUUACUUAUGUACAUUAUGACAAGGUCCAUGAUCCACAACGUAGAGAUAACUUGAAAUCUGUAGCUAUCAAAUCGAUGAUAGUAUGUGCUGUAUCAGUUAUAAUAUCUGCUCUCUUCAUAGUGGCCAUUGUAAAGAGAUAUAAAUACUUGAUAAUUCCCUGGCUUUUACUGGUUGUCUAUUAUUUUUGUGCAACUUGUAUGUUCAUAUUCGCAUGGUUUAUUGGAGCUGGAAUGGGUGGUGCUUCAGGUUUAACAUUUUUGCUAAUAGUGGCGAUUGGUGUCUUAGCAAUUGUUAUACAAAUUGCCAUUUUUUGGUUUAGUUGUUCUCUGUUCAGAGAAAUACAUUUGGAAUAUAAAGAACAUACUCCAAUACCAAAAUCAGAUCCGAUGACGGAACGUAGUUUUGUGUGAAUUUAUAUGUAUAAAGAAAUAAAUUUUAUUUUGGAUUUUUUUUGAAUAACAUAUUUAUUAUACAUA